This is a messenger RNA of Parnassius mnemosyne (clouded apollo), 5538 nucleotides long. The record is from the annotation of a GenBank genome assembly. Lineage: Eukaryota; Metazoa; Arthropoda; Insecta; Lepidoptera; Papilionidae.
UUGGAAAAGUUAAGAAUAACGGAAUUAGGUGAAAAACUUGCGGAAGCUUCGAAUGAAAUUAUACGUUCAGCUUCUUUAAUAGAUGUGUUAAAAGCCGAAAACAAGCAGUUAAAAUCUAUUAUUGAAGAAACUCUCGAAGUAGACGACGACUCCAAUGUUAAAAAUGAAUGUGAUGAUGGAAAAGAACGUAAUAUGAUAAAUAAAUUAAAAAUUAAAGUUAAAAAAUUGAUAGAUGCACUUCAGCGUUGUGAGGAGAUGUUGGUUAUCAGAGAAAAGAAGAUAUCUGAGUUGUCAUCGCAGCUCAAUCUCUUGAAAUCCGACGAAGGUGUUAAUGCUUUACUAACGGCUAUUAAAAACAAAAAACAAGAACUGAAAAUCAAAGAUGAAGGUAUAAAAUCUUUAGUAAAAGAUAUAAAUAAACUAAAUAAAAUUGUAAAUGAUCUGCAGAUAGAAAAUGAAUCCAUGAGACGAGAACUGCAUAUAACCUCGGAGGAUAAAGUUCCAACAGAGGGAAUUAUGCAUGAAUAUUAUACUUUAAAGCAAAAGAAAAUGGCUUUGACUAAGGAACUUGCAAAAAUGGAAAACCAACUUGUUGCAGCAGAAAUGGAUAGUCGAGAAAAAGAUGCUAUCAUAUCAAAAUACGCGACAUUGUUACACAAUUUUGGAUUUAGUAACUUGAAGGCCGAUAAAAUAAUCGGACAUGAAAAUGACGAUCGUAAUGAGGCCGAACGGUAUUUACUCAUUUUAUUUAAUAAGGUAUUUGUUGUGAGGUCUCCAUAUAAAGAUUUAGACAAACUUUGUUAUUAUAGAAUAAACAACACCACAUCGGAUUACACAAAUCAAGAAUUAGACGUUCAAAUUCUACUUGAGGAAAAUGAGGGUCUACGGAAAGGACUUCAAGAAAUUUUACAUUUUCUUAAAGACAACAGUGCCAGUUCAUCGGGUGUAUUGAGUUUAGAAUGUCCAAGCUUAGAAGCAGUUUUAGAUUCCUUGGAAGCACGCCAUGCUGCUGGUUGGUUUGCUCCGCAUAUUGCAACCACAAUGCAACUAAAAGCAGCUUUAGGUGGAAAAGAUGCUCUUCUAACUGCGCUUCAUCAGUCCAGAAAGGAGUCAUUUGACUUAAUAACGCAAUUGACAAAGAAAUCUCAAAAGUGUGAAGACUUGAAAAAUAAACUUCUUGAAUUUGAAGUAAAAAAUAAAGAGUCACAAGUAUUAGCUAAAUCGAACGAAUCGAUGAAAAAUAUUGAGAUUGGUGAAUUUAGUUUUUGGAUGCCUGAAGAUGAAGACAAUGAUAUCGAUUUACGCAAUAAAACUCAAAUAGAAAAUGUUAUUUUAAAAAGGAAUUCUGUUUAUGAACGAGAAGUUAAAAAUGCUUUAAAAUAUUUUCGUAACAAAUUUGAAAUGCUUUUUGAUAAAAUGACUGAAAUAGCGACUAGGACAGAAGAUGAUAAAAGUAAAUGGUUAAUUCAAGAAGAAUAUUUAAAAGCCGAAAUCGAAAAUUUAAAGGCGCUAAAAAGCAUUCCUGAAGACGAAGAUGCAAGUGAUAUUUCCCCUGGUUUAGUAACCACUCCUAAAGUUAGUGCUCUAGAAAGGAAAUGUUUUUAUCUCGAAGAAUCCUAUAAAAACAUCAGAACUUCUUAUGAAAAUCUUAAAAAUGAACUGUUAGAAUUUAAAAAAGAUGGAUUAGUAUCUACUGCAAAAUAUGAAUCUCGGAUCCAGAAUUUAAUAUUGCUUAUCAUACGCCUCUCAGACAAACUUCGCUCUUCUAUACCUGAGAACUUAUUUUGGAAACAAAAUAUAAUGCUAAAUGAAAUAAUGACAAAAUAUAACCACUUACUAAAUAAUGAUAUAACGAGAACAGUCCAACCAGUUAAACUUUAUGAGUACUUGGAAGAAAGUAAAAGGAGUGUUAUAGAUACUAUACUAAAACAGCUACAAAAUAUUAAUAAGAACGGAAUUAAGGAUCAAGAAAGUAAUACCGUUGCUAAAGCUGAACACGCUCUUGCUGAAUCGCAAUUGCAAGGGAUUUGCUCGGAGUUAGAAAGCAAAAACGCACAGUUAGCACAAUUAACUAAAUUUAAUAUGGAAUUACAAGAAUUACAAGUAAAAUUAAUAGAUGAAACUUUGGCAUCAGAAACAAAGGAGGAAAUAAAUAUUAUGAAACAAAAUUUAUUGCAUUUAAACAAUGAAAAUAAAGUGCUUAAAGAGCAAUGUAAACAGUUAAAAAACCAACUGGAUAUCACUUUAUCACAGUUGCAAAGUGAUAAUCAGGGGUAUUUGAAUUAUGAAACAGAAAUAAAUAUGCUACGACAUCAAAUACUUGAUCUACAAUCGGUAGGAGAUAACAAAGCAGUUAUUGCACGGUUGGGAAAUGAAAUAUUAAUAGCACAUCUACAAGCAACUGAAUGCCAGAAAAUGGUGGCACACCUCAGACAAUCUUUAAUCAGAGAGAAAGAAUUACGAGCAGAAACGGAAGAUUCAAUGAAAGCUCAACAAAGAGUGUUUGAUAUGUACACUAUAAAAUACGAAAGCAAAUUCAGAUACAUGUUUGAAAUUAUACAAACAUUGAGACUACAAUAUCACGGCUGUAUACCAUUAACGUCAGCCGAAACUUAUUUGAAUAAUUUACAGGAACUUUCUAAGGCAACCGUUACUAUGACUGAAAAAUCAAAUGAAAUUGAAAAUUUACGAUUUAGCCUAAUCGCGAAACAUAGUGUCUAUGAUCAAAUAUUAGAACUAACAAAAUCUGAAUCUUGUGAAGAUACAGAAAGAUGUCGGCAUAAACUGCAAUUAGUUGUAUCGCAAGGUAUAUCCGCAAGAGAACUGGAACAUUCUAAUAUAAAGCUACAGGCUUUAGAAAAAGUACGCGAAAAAUUAUUAGAGCGAUGUAAUUAUCUAGAAACAACAUUAGUUAUGGUAAACCAAGAUUUAAGAAAUGACGUUAUCAGUAAAGAUAUCAUAAAAAAUUCAGUUUACCAUAUAACCACGGACAAUAAUAACAUUGAAGUACAAAAUAUUGAAUCUGAUGAUGAAUUAAUAUCUAGCGAAAGCGGAACGUUUACUUUGCCUAAACCUCAUACAACUCAAUUACAAAAUCAAAUUAUUUUACAAGAAAAAUACCCCAUCGCAAAUUUUAAUAACAAACCAGACCAAGUUCAGCAGCCAGAUAGUCCAAAGCAUGUAAGUAUAAUGACACAGACAAACUUAGUAUUUACUCAAAGAAGUGAUAAACAUAUUCAAACAGACAAAGAUUAUAAUUUAAGUGAAUUAAAACUUCGUAUAGAAAAAUUGGAAAUCAGAAAUAAAGAGAAAGACCAGAAACUUAUCGAGCAUUUAUGUGUGUCAGAGGAACGAGCAAGAAAUAUCGAAUUACUUAAGGAGGAAAAAAAUGUCUUAGAGGAAAAAUAUCAAAGUCUUACUCAAAACAAUUUAAAGUUAAAUAAAUUGAAUGAACAAUUAAAUAAAACUACUGAAUUACUUAAAAUAGAACUUGAUGAAGUUAAAAGGGCUCAUUCUGAACAAUUGAAUAAAAUAAAGAAAGAAUUGAACGAAGAGAAUCAAUCACUUUUACUUAACAUAAAGCAAAUUGAAAAUGACAAAAACAACAUAAUAGCGGACUAUAAACAAUUAUUAGAAAACGAAAGAAAUCAAUGUUACACAACAGCAAAGGAGUUACAGUCAAAAUUAACAACAUUACAAGCUGAUUUGGACGGAAAAGCAACUGCCACCAACGCUGCAAAUGCGGAAAUUAUUAAGAAAAAUACACUUAAAUACACUAUUAAGAACGCAGAACUUGAAGAUAAAUGUUUUAAAUUACAAAACAGAGUAGAAGAAUAUAAAACAGAAGUGACCUAUUGCCAAAGUGAGUUAAAACGUUGGAAGGAAUUAGCUUCAGAGAGACUAGAAAAAAUGGAACAGAUGAGUAUGCAACUAAAGGAACGUCAUAAUCAGGAGGUUGAAUCCUACAAAGCAGAAAAUCAGCAUUGGUUGGUGCAGCUGAAUGAAACGCAACGUGAACAUAUGGAUUUGCGUUCGCAAUUAAUGGAACAGAAAGCUUUGCACGUUAAACAGCUAUCAGAAAAAGAUGCACAGAUAGAACAACUGCGAUCUGUUGUGCAUAACUUAAAAACGCAAAUAAUGAAUAUGCAGAUGAUAUUAUCAGUGAAUGAUCCUAGUUUCGACCUAUCCGCAAUCGUUGAAGUAGAAGAAGCAAGUGACGUCUCUCAGCAGGGUUCUGAGCGUUUGGAAUUGAAGUUUGAUUCCACGGUUGAUUUGCAUGAAAUGCAUGAUGAUUUUAUGAGAAUGCCUGCCACAUCCACUACUAUAUGGCAAGAACCCGUAAUUGAACGUUUGCGCCGUGAAAAACAACUGCUCAGUAAACAAAACGGCAUAUUGCGCCGACAGAUCAAGGCGAUCGCUGCCAGGGAACGAAGAGCGCGCCUCGAUGCUCAGAAUCUUAAGAAUCAAAUAUUUCGAAUUAGCACAUCUGGAAGCAAAGGAGUGACAGCGGAAUCAGCAGCACUUCACAAUAAAAUUGCCUCUCUCCAGGCACAGCUGACGAAUGCACGACGUGAUACACAUUCUUCCGUAGCGCUAUGGGAUAAAUGGAAAAGAGCUCAACAAACUUCAGAACGUUGGCAAGCACGAUACGAAGAGAAAUGUCAAGAGGUUACUAAAUUAGAAGCCAGCUUGAACCUAGCCAAGUCUGCUGUUACAAGGCUUGAGAAAGAAAAACGCGUAUUGUUAUCGCGGCUCGCUGAACUAAAAAAUGAAAAGCAGUUAGUGAUAGAAAAGCAAGACGGCGAAGCGUCUGAGAAGCGCGAGCUUACCCGCAGUGAAUGUGAUUACAUUGAGAUGCAAACCGUGCCCGUGUCCACUCGGGCCUUACUCGAGCGGAUAGAAGCUCAACAGAGACGCAUUGUAGCACUCGAAGUGGCUGAAAAGGGCAACGAACCACUCGUCUCAGAGUAUGAGAAAGCUCUGGCUGAGAAUACAUCACUUAAGGGUCAAAUUCUUAAGCUUGAGUCCACCUUACUGGAAACGCAAAUAAAAUCGCCUCUCAAGACCACACAGGAGGCCAAACCAGAACUCGAAUACUGGAGAAGUUACUGCAAUAUGCUCAAAGAGGAAAACGCACAACUAACACUGCGCGUAACAUCUCUCGAGAGCGCACCGGCAACGCCGCAUCAGCAUCGUGUCAAUGAUCUCGAACAGACUGUUCUGACUCUCAGAGGGUUAGUCAGCAAAUUACAAGCCGAACAAAAGUCAUCAGCAACAAACAUGCAAAAACGAGUCGAUUCCAGACCAAGUAGCGGUCGCAGUGCACCAGAAAAGACACGAAGUCAGUUGGAGUCAUGUAAAACGGAAAUAUCAAAUCUAAAGAGGAGUAUACAAGAAAAAGACGCUCUUCUUGAAAGAUCCAAAGAUAUGCUGAGAAUCGCAGCUGAAAGAGAAGAUGAGCUAUUAAGAGAAAACGCAUUUUUACGGCGACAAUUGGAUGAGCUUGCCGACGACAAAAGGGGUACCCUAUCGGUGUAA